AUGUCCAAGACGACGAUCAAAUCAAAGAGUGAGGGAGAGCGUCGCAGGAAAUUGCCGGUAAUCAACCUCUCGCGUGCACUUGGAUACGGCUGCAACCAUGACUGGGCUACGGAAACACUAUGGCAUUUAGCAGCCAUGCGUUUCGAAUCUUUCGAGUAUGUGAAUUGCGUGGGCUAA
Molecule: messenger RNA, 177 nt
Organism: Penicillium oxalicum
Lineage: Eukaryota; Fungi; Ascomycota; Eurotiomycetes; Eurotiales; Aspergillaceae
Exons: 1
Coding region: 1-177 (58 amino acids)
Source: RefSeq, a predicted model, not a curated record